AUGCCUCGCAGAAACCAGUUACUCAUGUCUCCCAGAAUUACUAGAUCUACUGCCCGACAAGCAGCGAGUCUCGCGGCUUCAUCGACACAAUCCGCUGCCAGCGCCGAUCCCGCAGCGACCGCCCCUGCACCUCCGAGCUCCAGCCCUCAAAACCCUUCGACGUCAGCCUCGCGGAAACGAAAGGCGUCAACACAAGCUACCAGCCCUACUCCUGGUGCACAGCAGCCCGCUUCCGCUUCCUCCAGACGAUCGAAGCGUCAAAAGGUAGCCGACGCAGUUCCACCGCCUCAACUCCUUACUCAGCCACCCGCCCCGCUUCGGUCCAAGAGAAAGGGCAAAUCUACCGCCGCCAUGUCGAGCCCAGACAUUUCCGCCGAUCCUGCGAUUGCAUCAGAGAACACGGCACCCUCGGCAUCUUCAAGCCGCAAAUCCAGUAGCAGCAGGAGCAAGAGGACUGCUCCGGGCGCUACAGAUCCUUCUGUCAACACAUCCAGCUCUUCUCGUAAGACGAAACGAAAUGCUGCAAACAACGCGGAUCCAGACACUACAAUGACGGGCACAGACGAUGCGGAAAAAGAGUCUCUUCCUCUCCCGCCCCCACCGCCUCCACCGGAGCAUCACGACGAGGAUGAUAGUGACGACAACGAUGAUGAUGACGAAGGCCAGCGAUACGAUGACGACGUGGACGAUGAUCCCUUUGGAGGGUUUGGAGGCCCAGGAGGUCCCGGUGGCCUGUCAAGUACCUUACGGGCUCUGACAGGCAUGAUGACGGGCAUCUCGUCUCGCCUGCGAGACCUUCUCAACAGCCUGCGUCAGAAAGAUGACCCUUCAGUGCAACUGAUCGCCUUACAAGAGUUGUCUGAGAUACUGUUGGUUUCGAAUGAGGACAACCUGUCAGGUCACUUUUCCCCUGAUGCUUUCGUCAAGGAACUGGUGACUCUGAUGCAGCCAAACGAGAUGACGGGCGAAGAGAAUCCCGAAAUCAUGCUUCUUGCAUGCCGUUGCCUCGCAAACUUGAUGGAGGCGUUGCCCGCCAGUGUAGCCAACGUCGUUUACGGAGGCGCUGUCCCCGUGCUCUGCCAAAAGCUUCUCGAAAUAUCCUUUAUCGACCUUGCCGAGCAAGCUCUUAGCACCCUCGAAAAGAUUUCCGCCGAGUAUCCCUCCAGCAUUGUCCGAGAGGGCGGUUUGACCGCUUGUUUAUCUUACUUGGAUUUCUUCGCAACAAGCACACAACGAACGGCCGUAACCACGGCUGCAAAUUGCUGCCGAAAUAUCCCAGAGGAUUCCUUCCCGGUAAUUCGAGAUGUCAUGCCCACACUACUCAACGUCUUGGGCAGCAGCGAUCAGCGAGUGGUCGAAAAGGCUUCCAUCUGCGUUUCUGGAAUCGUUGAGAGUUUCAAAUACCAGUCUGCAAAGCUGGAAGAACUCGUCAGCGUCGACCUGCUCAAGGCUGUGUUGAGGCUGCUUGUCCCAGGCACCACCAACCUAAUUGGAGCCGAUAUCCACACGCAAUUCCUGCGAGUAUUGGCCUUCACGGCUCGUGCUAGCCCCCAGCUUUCGGCGGACUUGUUCAAGCUCAAUAUCGUCGAGACACUGUAUCAAAUCCUGACCGGCGUCUCCCCGCCUAGCGGCACGGAGGACGUUGCCUCUAAGCUGGACAGUGUUGUCAUCAUGCAGGCCUUAAUCCAUCGACCAAAGGAGCAGAUCAUCGAGACUCUCAAUGUCAUAUGCGAAUUGCUACCUAGUCUGCCUCGUAACGCGGACCCGUCGUAUGGCGACUUUGUUGAGAUGAACUCGACAGAACCAAUCACUCCUUCAUCCGCUGCAACUGGGAAAACCCGCAAGUCACCAAACGACAAGAGAAUCGAGCUUCUCGACGGCUGCAAAUCCGAAGUUAGGCGCUUUGCCCUCAUCCUUUUCCCGACCUUGACCGACGCUUUUUCGAGCACGGUCAACCUCAACGUUCGUCAAAAGGUACUAACGGCCCAGCUGAAGAUGCUUUCGAACCUCGACGAGGAGAUCCUCGGAGAGGCGCUGAAGACGGUGUCGUAUGCUUCUUUCCUGGCUUCAAUUUUAUCUCAACAGGACCAUCCUUCACUCGUCAUGCUCGCACUCCAAGCUACGGAACUCCUCCUCAGUCGCUUGGAGGAUGUUUAUCGGUAUCAGUUAUACCGUGAAGGUGUUAUUUCGGAAAUUACGAAACUAGCCACUGAGGAGCACACUCCGCCACCAGCGCCAGAGCCGGCCGGAUCGCAGGAGUCCAACAACACUGAUCAGCAAGCCGCGGCAGAUUCUGGCGACCAAUCUUCAGACAACGAAGAGUCAGAAGAUGACGAGGAGCAUGAGGAGUCGGACGAUGAGGAGAAUGAAGAGGAAAAUGAGAACGAGCCUCAUCCAGACGACGUCUCUGGGUCGCCAGUCAGCUCGCGCGGCUCAACCAUGUCGCUAGAUGGCCCUCCACAGCAUUUCCUAUCGGAUGUUCCAUCGAUGCGAAGCAGAAUUCGUGAGGUGGCUAAGAAGUUCUUGGAGAGCCAUGAGACAGAGAAACACGGCAAGGCUAUGAAGAAGAAGGCUACUAAGAUUCUUUCUAAUCUGUCAGAUCUUGCCGAAGAGAUUGAAGCUUUCUACCUCAACAGAUCGGCAGGCAACCUUGCACCUGAGAAUGGUGUAGAGCUUUUCAAGAAGCUAGCCUCGUCGUUCGAUGCUGAUGUUCUCGAAAGCGUCACGAGUGCAGAGCUUCUGGCUUCUGGGCUCGUCAGAGUGCUCUUGGAUGUUUUCAGCAAUCCCGAUGAUGAUUUGGCCCGCACUGCUCAGGCAGACUUCCUGCAGGUCUUCAUGGGUUACACUGUCAAGUCAAAGCCCAAGACCGCCACGGCCGAUUCACCUGCGACUCCUUUUAGUGUCAUGGUCCACAAACUCCAAGAUUUGCUAAGUAGAUCUGAGCAUUUCGAGGUUAUUACCGUCCAUCAGAAUACCUUUGAUGGUAAUCGCAGUAGUGCGGCGUCCAUGCUAGCGAAGCAAAUUCGACUCAGACUUGUUGCGGAUGAUGAAUCUAUUCCUAAGUCGUAUCGAAACAUCAUGGUCUCAAUCCACGCCAUUGCCACUUUCAAGUCUCUCGAUGACUACCUGAGGCCUAGAAUCAGUCUUUCGGAACGGCCACGUGGCUCCUCAAGGCGGGCAGACAACCUGUCGAGGGCUCUCGCCUCUUUGGCAGGCUCUGCUGGCUUGCCACUCAGCCAUGCUGCAGCUAGACUUGCAGAGCGCGCUUCGGCAGCUUCUGGGUCUAGUCCGAUCCCGCCACCGCCAAGUGUGCCCACACCCAGCGGCUCGCGCUCUCUUCGCAAGACGAAGUCCAAGUCGACACCGCAGUCGGAGAGUGCAGCUACUCCUGAUACCUCUUCUAGCGCAAGAGACAAGGGUGUUUUGAGGAGAUCCACUCGUCGUAGUGCGGCAUCCACUGCCGACAGCCCAGUGCCGUCGAGACCACCUCCGGAAGAAGACGAUUUGGAGAAUGCCCUUGAGUGUGCAGACGAGAAGCAUCUGUCUGACGACGAAGAGAUUGGUGGCAGCAGUGCCUUGGAUGCUAUUGUAGGCGAUUUGGAUGAGGAUAUGAGCGAGUCCCCCGGCCCCGAGCCCGGCGCUGUCAAUAUGGAAAUCGCGGCUGGAGGAAAGGUCACCGCACGAAAGGAUGAUGGGACCCGAGUGCCCACGCCAUCUCAAAGUUCUUUGCCCACUCGUUCUAGUGCUCUCCCGCCUCCUCCGGCUCAUAGCACGCCAACGCCUGCAACUUCCUCAAGACCGAUGUCCUACGCUGCAGCUAUCCAAGCUGUGCCUCAGGACUGGCACAUUGAGUUCACUCUCGACAACAAGGUGAUUACGAGCGAGACAACGAUCUACCGUGCCGUCCAUACUUCGGCCGCCAACUCUGAUGAGCACUUUAGCCGAAGUGUCUGGUCUGCAGUGCAUCCAAUCAAGUUCCGACGUGCUCCUGGUCCGCCACCGGCGGAGACCCUUUCGUUUAGUUCCAAUGCCCAGGCCAACACGGAGGAGAACGGGGAAGGAAACGUUCCGGCAUCUCUCGCUAAACACCCUUCGACAGCCUCAAUUCUUCGCCUUCUCAAUAUUCUUCACGACUUGAAUGCCAACAUCGAAGACGUUAUGGUCGAGAACAGCGAGAAGGACGCCGUCCGACUCAAUGUCGAGCCCUUGUCACAGUUCGUCAACACGAAGUUGACAGCCAAACUCAAUAGGCAGCUCGAGGAGCCGUUGAUUGUCGCAAGCAACUGCCUGCCAAGCUGGGUAGAAGACUUAGCACGACUGUAUCCUUUCCUCUUCCCCUUUGAGACUAGGCACUUGUUUUUACAAUCGACCUCUUUUGGUUAUGCCCGCUCUAUGACUCGCUGGCAGAACGCUCACUCUGCUGACGACUCGCGGCGCGACCGCCGCGACGAUAGACCAUUCCUUGGUCGACUGCAGCGCCAGAAGGUACGAAUUUCGAGAUCCAAGAUCCUGGAAUCCGCCUUGAAAGUCAUGGAGCUGUAUGGUGCGUCUCAAAGCAUUCUCGAGGUUGAAUAUUUUGAGGAAGUCGGAACCGGCCUGGGCCCUACACUCGAAUUCUACUCGACAGUGUCGAGGGAGUUCUCCAAGAAAAAGCUCAAGUUGUGGAGAGAGAUGGACUCGAACGACUCGGAGGAAUAUAUCUCUGGAGCGAGUGGCCUCUUCCCUCGGCCAUUAAGCGACGAUGAAGCUACUGCGCCCAACGGUGAGCGCAUCUUGCAAUUGUUCAAGACCCUUGGAAAGUUUGUUGCUCGCUCAAUGAUCGAUUCUCGCAUCAUUGACCUGAACUUUAAUCCCACGUUCUUCCGCAUUGGAGAUGGUUCAUCGGCACCUGGCGUGAAGCCAUCGCUCGGCGCAGUCAAGGUUGUUGACCCCGGCUUGGCCAGGUCUUUGAAGACCAUCAAGAAGUUCGCCGUUGCAAAGAAGGAAAUCGACGAAGACCCUUCAAGGACUCCUGCCCAAAAGGUCGCCGAUACCGAGGAUAUCGGCAUUGACGGUGUCAAGUUGGACGAUCUUUGCCUGGAUUUCACCCUCCCUGGCUUUCCAGAGAUCGAGCUGAUGCCCAACGGCGGACAAGUUCGGGUCACCAUCGACAAUGUGGACUCUUACCUGGAACGUGUCAUCGACAUGACUCUCGGCAGUGGCGUUCGCCGCCAGGUUGACGCCUUCCGUCUCGGAUUCUCUCAAGUCUUCCCUUACUCGGCUCUGAGCGCUUUCACUCCAGAUGAGCUGGUGACUCUGUUUGGCCGGGUUGACGAGGACUGGUCUCUUGAGACCCUCAUGGAUUCAAUCAAGGCGGAUCACGGUUACAAUAUGGAUAGCAAAACCGUCAAGAACUUGCUCCAGACAAUGAGUGAGCUAUCAGCUCCUGAGCGUCGUGAUUUCUUGCAAUUCACCACGGGCAGCCCCAAGCUACCCAUAGGAGGAUUCAAGAGCUUGACGCCCAUGUUCACAGUCGUCUGCAAACCUAGUGAACACCCCUACACGUCUGACGACUAUCUCCCCAGUGUUAUGACGUGUGUAAACUAUCUCAAACUCCCUGACUACACAGACAUCGAAUCCAUGCGCAAACAACUCUCUACUGCCAUCAAGGAAGGCCAGGGUGCUUUCCAUCUGUCAUAG
Molecule: messenger RNA, 5679 nt
Organism: Colletotrichum orchidophilum
Lineage: Eukaryota; Fungi; Ascomycota; Sordariomycetes; Glomerellales; Glomerellaceae
Product: HECT-domain-containing protein
Exons: 5
Coding region: 1-5679 (1892 amino acids)
Biological process (GO): protein polyubiquitination; proteasome-mediated ubiquitin-dependent protein catabolic process
Cellular component (GO): nuclear speck
Molecular function (GO): ubiquitin protein ligase activity
Source: RefSeq, a predicted model, not a curated record